Messenger RNA from Coffea arabica (coffee), 2501 nucleotides. Its product is annotated as probable E3 ubiquitin-protein ligase ARI2. NCBI's taxonomy places the organism in Eukaryota, Viridiplantae, Streptophyta, Magnoliopsida, Gentianales, Rubiaceae. The record is from RefSeq and is a predicted model, not a curated record. Gene Ontology annotation, molecular function: ubiquitin-protein transferase activity; zinc ion binding. Gene Ontology annotation, biological process: protein ubiquitination.
GAAACGCGACACAGUUUCUGGGACAGAGGGAGUAUUUGUCCUCGUCUGUUUCUGCUGGUUAGGAGAGGCGGCUGUUUCGUCUUUCUGAUCUUUGUAAGCAUUGUAGCUGUGCGAUGGUCCUGACCUAAUUCAGUGGAAAAUAAGCAGUAAAGAUUCUGCUGCUUCUUCAUUUUGUCUGCCUAAAUAACACCCUCUCUCUCGCAACACAUGAGGCCUCUGCUGAACUAGUGUUUGUUAAUUUCCCCACUGUACAUUGUGGGGUGGAAUUCAAUCGCUGGAUAAAAUUUUGAUCAUUCGCGUAUUAGACUGUAAACCCAAAAUAAAAUUGAGUGCAAUGGAGGAUUAUUACUAUGGAAGCAGUGACGAUGAGAACUCUGAUCAGUACUCUGAUCGAGUUGACGAUGAUGAUGGAGAAGACUCUGUUGAUGGGCUCCAAGACCAAGAACUUUGCAGCAAAGAUCCCUCCUGCACGAAGUUUUAGUAAAUCAGCGUGUGGAAGAAGUACUGUCAGUUACUGAACUGCCUAUGGCUUGCACCUCAACUGAAGAUGAAAAAGAAAUAUAUAGCAUCUGAGAAUGUGAAUUUCUACUCUUUCUGGUGAUCAGACAAGAGUCUCUUCUAGCUGCACAGAAAGAAGUCUUUCAAAAAGUAAUGGAUUUGCUGUCCUUAAAGGAGCACCAUGUGCGGACCUUGCUGAUUUAUCACUGUUGGGAUGUUGAAACAGUUUCAAAGGUGUUCGUAGAGAGAGGUAAAGAACGGUUAUAUUCAGAAGCAGGUCUAUCAGUCAGGAGCAGCAAGGACCUUAACUCCUCUCAGUCUUCAGACGAAGUUACCUGUCAAAUCUGCUUUAAGCAUGUCAAUGCUUAUGAGUCCUCGAUGAUGGAUUGUGGCCAUUGUUUUUGCAACAUCUGUUGGACACAGCAUUUUAUCAUGAAGAUACAAGGGGGUCAGAGUAGACGGAUUACAUGCAUGGCCCACAAGUGCGAAGCAAUUUGUGACCAAGAAAAUGUUAGAAAUCUAGUUAGUACAGCAGAUCCUCAUCUUGCAACAAUGUUUUAUAAGAUUCUUUUAGAAUCAUAUGUUGAGGAUAAUAAGAAAGUAAAAUGGUGUCCUAGCCUUCCUCAUUGUGGAAAUGCAAUUCGUGUUGAGCGCGAUGAAUAUUGUGAGGUUGAAUGUGCUUGUGGUGUACAGUUCUGUUUCAGCUGCUCAUCUGAAGCUCGCUCGCCUUGUCCAUGUUUGAUGUGGAAGCUUUGGAAGGAAAUGCGCCAGGAUGAAUCAGGGAUGGUUAAUUCUACGAAUACCAAGUAUUGCCCUAAAUGUCAUAAACCAGUGGAGAAGAAUGGAGGAUGCAACCGAGUGCAUUGUUUGUGUGGACAACAAUUUUGUUGGCUUUGUGGCGGAAAAACUAGCACAAGUAUUGCAGAUCAUCAUCCUUGUGGCCAAUAUAAAGACGAUAGAUUGGAGAAAGAUGGGCUUGCAAAAAGGCAACCUUGGGGCUAUUCUCACAGUUGUAUUCAGUUCAAAGCCCACACAGACUCUUUGGAGCUUGAAGCAAGGUUGCAGAGCAGGUUAAAUUCAAAAAUUGAGAUCUUGGAGGAAAAGAACCAUGAAUUAAGAGAUUUUAGCUGGGUGACUGUUGGAUUCAAUAGACUUUUCAGAUCAAGGAGGAUUCUCUCCUAUUCUUAUCCUUUUGGAUAUUACAUGUUUUAUGAUGACCAAUUCAAGUACGCAAUGGAACAGAAUGUCAGGGAACCAAAGCAGAAUCUUUUUGAGGACCAUCAGGAGCAGCUUCAGGCUAAGAUUGAAAACCUUUCGGAACAGCUUUUUGCUGAUUGGGAAGAAAGGGACGUCCUCGAUACAAGACGGCAGAUUAUUACUCUCUCCACUGUUAUCAAUAACCUCUGCAAGAAUUUGUAUGAUUGCAUCGAGGAAUUAUUGCCUCCCGAGCAUAUUAUAGUUCCAUAUAGGUGUAUGGGAGUGAAGAAAGCAUCAGAAUUUCAUUAAAGCUUAACUAGAUGCAAGAUGGAUGAGCAAUGAUACAAAGUUCUUGACUUGCAGCCUUUGGAUUGGGUGAUUUUUCUUCCCUUGAGAUGGUUCGGCAAGAAGCUCUUGGUGAAUGCUUCAUAUUAUAUCUAUAUGCAGCUGACACAAUAGAGAGGAGAUGAUAUAUUAACAUUCUACUUGGUUUUGCUCAUAAGUAGAGUCAUUGAUGACAUUUUGGCUUAAAAGGGUUGAUUUUCCAAGAGAAUGUCACGGAGGUAAUCGUUGAAAGAAAGGAAAAGCGUGGCCGUAUAUGCUUUUUCGUUGCAUAUAUGUCCUGACGUCGCUGCCUUGUCAAUUUUGAUUUCUAGAGUCCUUUCCUCGAAUAUUUCUGCCAAUGUUUAUAACUUUUGAUGAGAUUUAUAAUCUGGAUAAACAGUAAACCUUAUAUUUCUGUAUAUAUUUCCUCGGUCAAAUACAAAAAUAUUGAUAAAUGGUCGUUCUUAAGAGGGUUCAAUGGU